CAAAGGCAAAUCAUGAUCUAAAAAUUUAAUGCAAGGUUGCUCCAUGAAAACAACCUUCUCUUAAAUGCUUCAUCUAACGCUUCCACCCACCCCACUCCCCCACUUCACCAUUCUCCUUCCAUCACCCAAAUUCUCUUCCUUCUCCUUCCACAAAUGGAUUAUUCCCCUUUUUACCCCUCUCUUUUUCCUUCUAUCCCUUCUUCUUCUUCUCCUCUUCCUCCUCCCCCAUGUCCUCUUUCUUUUCCUCUCCUCCACCGCCUCCACUGCCACCACCACCACCAUCCGCCGCCGCCGCCGCCUACGUCACAAUAACCGCCGCAGGAACCAAAACGACGGUGUCGUUUUGCCGCGUGUCAUUUUCGUAGCUGAGAACGACGUUGAAAAUAACCAGCCUGGUGGAGGAAACGACAGCGCCGUUUUGGGUCUGGACCAGAUCGUAAUUAACUCGUACCCUAAGUUUCAGUUUAACGGCAACAACGACGUCGAUGUUGACAGCGUGUGUUCGAUUUGUUUGUGUGAGUACAAGGAUUCGGAGAUGCUGAGGAUGAUGCCGGAGUGUCACCACUGCUUCCACGUGUCAUGUCUUGAUUCGUGGCUCAAGCUUAAUGGUUCUUGCCCUGUUUGCCGGAACUCUCCGAUGCCGACGCCGCUACCCACGCCGCUGCAGGAGGUGGUGCCGCUCUCUCUCUAUGCCGCUGAUAGGAGGGGAAGGAGUUGAGUUGAGUUGAGUUGACUUUUUUUUAUUUAACA
Messenger RNA from Arachis ipaensis, 750 nucleotides. RefSeq names its product RING-H2 finger protein ATL67. The record is from RefSeq and is a predicted model, not a curated record. Lineage: Eukaryota; Viridiplantae; Streptophyta; Magnoliopsida; Fabales; Fabaceae. Gene Ontology annotation, biological process: protein ubiquitination. Gene Ontology annotation, molecular function: transferase activity.